AACUCUACCCAUCCCUAUAUAAACCCCCCACCGCGUCCCUUACCACAAACAAAAACUUCCCAAUCACAAAAAUGAGGUUCUCAGCCUUCACAAUUCUCUCUCUAUUACCAAUUCUCCUGACACUUGCCUCAGCAGAGCAAUGCGGGACACAAGCCGGGGGAGCCCUGUGCCCGGGCGGCCUAUGCUGCAGCAAAUUCGGGUGGUGCGGCAACGGGGGCGACUACUGUGGCACCGGGUGCCAGAGCCAGUGCGGCGGCUCCACCCCCACCCCCGGCCCGAGCAGUGGCGACAUUAGCAGUCUCGUCUCUAGAGACUUGUUUAACCGGAUGCUGUUGCAUCGCAACGACGGUGCUUGUCCUGCCAAGAACUUCUACACGUACGAUGCCUUUGUGUCGGCCACGAAGGCGUUUGGCGCCUUUGCUACUACGGGCGACACGGCUACACGGAAGAGGGAGAUUGCCGCUUUCUUGGCCCAAACUUCCCAUGAAACUACUGGUGGAUGGGCUAGUGCACCUGAUGGCCCUUACUCAUGGGGAUACUGCUAUCUGAAGGAACAAGGUAACCCCGGUGACUACUGCUCCCCGAGUGCUCAAUGGCCCUGUGCUCCCGGCAGGAAGUAUUACGGCCGCGGUCCAAUCCAAAUUUCCUACAAUUACAACUACGGGCAGGCGGGAAGGGCCAUAGGGGUGGACCUCUUGAACAACCCUGAUCUGGUAGCAACCGAUCCGGUCGUCUCAUUCAAGACUGCCUUGUGGUUCUGGAUGACCCCACAAUCACCAAAGCCGUCAUGCCAUGACGUUAUUACCGGAAGGUGGAACCCGUCGGCUGCAGACAGGUCAGCGGGUCGUGUCUCGGGGUUCGGUGCGAUCACAAACAUCAUAAACGGUGGGCUCGAAUGCGGUCACGGGUCGGAUUCGAGGGUCCAAGAUCGGAUUGGGUUCUUUAGGAGGUACUGUCAAGUACUUGGGAUUAGCCCUGGUGACAAUCUCGACUGCGGCAACCAAAGGUCUUUCGGUAAUGGACUUUUGGUCGAUACAAUGUAGGGUGCCCUACGAUGUAAUACUCCAGUAGCUAGCUUAAGUGCCCUGUUCUUAUAAUGUGCCCAAAAUGCACAACCUACUGUUGUACUAAAAAUAAGUGCACACUAAUAAUGACUAAACCUUUUUUUUUCUUCUUUUUGUGUGCUUGUAAUGGUGAGUGGUGACGUUCUGCAAGGAAAAUAAAUACUAAUGGAAAUGGAAAUUUGCAGCUGU
Molecule: messenger RNA, 1253 nt
Organism: Rhododendron vialii
Lineage: Eukaryota; Viridiplantae; Streptophyta; Magnoliopsida; Ericales; Ericaceae
Product: endochitinase
Exons: 3
Coding region: 72-1043 (323 amino acids)
Biological process (GO): cell wall macromolecule catabolic process; chitin catabolic process; carbohydrate metabolic process
Molecular function (GO): chitin binding; chitinase activity
Source: RefSeq, a predicted model, not a curated record